AUGUCCAAAUCUUCAUCUUCUGUUCAAGUACUAAAUCCAACUUCUGCAAUAAGUUUCGAUAGCAUGGCCACACCAGUAGGAACAUUGCGCAAUACUAGUCACGCACAGCAACACUCACAACCAUCACAACAAGCACAAUCAUCACAAGCACAAAAAAAUCAAGAGAAUAAAACCCAAACAAUUGUUGCAACAUUAUCCGAUACUUCAGAUUCGGAACAAGAAGUUAUUGGUUCUGGAGGCGAAAGUGAACCUGAAGAAGAUGUAAAUCCCGAAGAAGCCCGAGAAACUUUGCAACAUGAAAAUUUAAUAAAAGCGGGAUAUCUUAAAAAAAUAGAGAGACGAAAGAGUUCGAAACGAAGAUGGUUUGUGUUAAGAUCAACAAAAUUAGCAUAUUACAAAAAUUUAAAUGAUAUUGGUACCGUUGCAGAAGUCAAAUUAAAGAAUAAAACAAAUGUGUUUUGUAUUGUUACACCCAAACGUACAUAUUACGUUCGAGCUGACAGUUCUUUACAAAUUAAAACAAUUCUAUCCGAAAAACCUAUUAGUUUAGAUGAAUCAACGACUAGAUCACCAGUUGUAGAAUUUAAUACUAUGGAAUCACAUAAUUCAGUUAUUAUUUCAUCAUCAUUACCAUCAAGUCCUGUAACAGGUCAAUUUGUACCGGAAAGAAAGGAUAGCGUCGAACCGACUACUAGUUCUGAAGAAGAAGAAGGUGUUGAAUUUAUGGAUGAUGAUGAUGAGAAUGAUCGUAUAAUUCAAAAUGGUUAUGUUUAUAAACUUGAUAGAUUUAAAAAACCUCGUCCACAUUUGGUAAUCAAUCUUUCGGAUAUUCUUGAUGCCAUCGAAAUGGAUCCCUUAUCGAAAUCAAAGCAACAUUGUUUUAAAAUCAUUACUCCAAAACGAAAUUAUAUUUGUUGUGCUAUGGAUGCAAAAUCACAAGUUACUUGGUUAGCCGCUUUACAAGGAUUGCUAAAACUCACUAGUGUUGAUCAAUCUAAACCCGUAAAUCAAAAACCAAAAUUUCCUUUAUGA
Diversispora eburnea is the source of this 1032-nucleotide messenger RNA. Lineage: Eukaryota; Fungi; Glomeromycota; Glomeromycetes; Diversisporales; Diversisporaceae. The record is from the annotation of a GenBank genome assembly.